AUGGAAUGCUACGGCUGCUACCAGACAUUCAAAACAUUCUCUGGGAUGAUGAUACACCUGGAAUCUGGGAACUGCGAGUCGGAGGUGACCGAGGAUGAAAUUGAUGAUAUUGCUCACGACUGUUUCCAAAGCCGGAAGUAUAUUGAUGACGAUAUUGAAGAUGGAGGAUGGACUUACGUAUGUCCAAGUUGUACCAAGGAUUUUUCCAAGCUUUCGGCGCUUUACCAACAUGCAGAAGACGCCGGUCUCUGCUCUCAUUCAAUGAAGGGACAAGGUUGUCUGGCGAAAUUGGAACGUUUCAUUGCUAGUCGUCUUCGGUAG
Messenger RNA from Penicillium soppii, 321 nucleotides. Its product is annotated as putative C2H2 finger domain protein. The coding region runs from base 1 to 321 and encodes 106 amino acids. The record is from RefSeq and is a predicted model, not a curated record. The transcript has a single exon. NCBI's taxonomy places the organism in Eukaryota, Fungi, Ascomycota, Eurotiomycetes, Eurotiales, Aspergillaceae.